This is a messenger RNA of Cavenderia fasciculata, 330 nucleotides long. RefSeq lists its product as uncharacterized. Bases 1 to 330 code for a protein of 109 amino acids. The record is from RefSeq and is a predicted model, not a curated record. Lineage: Eukaryota; Evosea; Eumycetozoa; Acytosteliales; Cavenderiaceae. The transcript has 2 exons.
AUGUUGGAUAGAGGAGAAGAAGAAGAAGAAGAGGUAAUAUCAACGACCAAACAUGUUACUAAAAAAAGAAAGAGUAGUGUAAAUAAUAGUAAUAAUAAUAAUAACAAUAAAGAUGAUCCAAUAAAAGGAAAGAGAUCAUCUAAUCGAUUGAACAAUAAUAACAAGAGAAUUGAAGAAAAGUAUGAGAAUGAAAGAAUAAGGUACUCUGAAGAUGAAUUAAGAAAGAAACUUAAAAAGGAUUUACUUGUCAUUUGUAAAGAGUUGGGUAUUGAAGCAUCAAUGAAAGAAAGCAAAGAAAUGAUUGUUGGAAAUAUUCUAAAGACGAAAUGA